Molecule: messenger RNA, 2148 nt
Organism: Echinostoma caproni
Lineage: Eukaryota; Metazoa; Platyhelminthes; Trematoda; Plagiorchiida; Echinostomatidae
Source: the annotation of a GenBank genome assembly
AUGGAGUGUGUGGCAGAAACUCACAAUGAAGAAGCUCCAAAUUCUUUAAUCUGUGAAAUAAACGAAGAUGAGCAUAGCAUGAUUAAUGAAACUGCAGAAUGGAUGUCACAUGAUUCGGACAAAAUAAUCUGCACGACAACUGCCGUCAGCGGAGAUCAAGCAGUCUCAUGUGAAGUAGAUCGACCAUCUUCGGAUGAAGAGUCGAUCGGGAAGAGAUCCGCAUCAGCCAACGGGGAAACAGAUGCCGGUUAUGUGAGCGUUGAAGAACGUGCCGUGGAAUUUGAAAACACACCGAAACAGUGUGGUGAGAGUACCGUUGAGAAGAUGACAAACCCGCCGGAUAAAACAGAUUUAUCAAUGCUAACCAGCGAUUUGUCAAACCUGCCAUAUCCUCCUGGUUAUUCCAUACUGAAACGUGGCGAAGUGUUGCAAGAAGAAAGACAGAGGAUCAAUGCGGAACGGGACAGAGGUCCCAUGGUUCCAAGGAUGACGAAAGAGUUUCUGAAGAAACACUGCGCCAAGCACAAGCUGUAUCAAACACCUCAACUGAAUGAUAUACUUUAUCUGCAUUUCAAUGGAUUCUCCAAAAUUGAAAACUUGGAAGAAUAUACCGGUCUUCGUUGCCUGUUUCUGGAAGUCAACGGUAUUGAUCGGAUCGACGGCCUGGAGCAGCAAAACGAAAUGCGUUCGUUAUAUUUGGCCAAAAAUUUGAUCCGGCGUAUUGAAAAUUUAGAACACAUGCAACAUUUGGACACUUUGGAUGUGAGCAACAAUAUGAUCACAAAGAUUGAAAACCUUGACAUGCUCCCGAAAUUCACAAGGCUCGUGAUUGCACACAACAAAUUGUCUGAACUGGAGGAUAUAAUACAUCUGGUGAAUUGCACUCAGCUGUCCGUACUUGAUAUACAACACAAUCAAAUUAAAGAUCCCAGUGUUGUUGAAGAAGUGUUUGCGAAGAUGCCUUCGUUGAAAAACUUGACUUAUCUGGACGAUCGGCCGGUGUUUCCCAAAGAUCGGGCAUGCGCUGAAGCUUUUUUCAUAGGAGGAGCGGAACACGAAAAUCUCGUACGUCAAGAGUGGAACAAUGCGGAACAGCAGAAAAUCAUGGACAGUUGUCGAUGGUUGACAGAGAAACGGAAAGUGAUUGAGGCCAGAAAGCGUGAGCGGGAAUUGCGAGAACAGGCUGAGGCGGCUGGACUUCCGACGGACAAUAUUCAUGUUAAUCCCGGUGAUGUGGACUGGUUGUAUGGGGAUAGAAACAAUCAAACCUCAUCCGCAAGUGUGAGUCAGUCAGAAAGCCAGGAAAUUUCGGAUGGUGAGAACCAAGAGGGCAUGGGAGAAGGAAACAACCGCGGCAAGGAGCAAGAAGGGACUGACAGCUCAGCAGAAAAGGCGGAAGAAAAGCAAUUGGAACCGGUAACUGGUAUCACCGCGGGUGCCGGAGAUUUGGGUGAGAUGCAUAGAACCCGACCAAGAUCGGGACCAGUUAUGGCUGCCCAAAUGAUUGAAGAGAUUUAUGACGAAUUUAGUGCAUUUUGUCAAAAGCGCGAGGAACAGGCUUCUGAGCUGAGCAAACCGGAUGCGCUGGAUGAAACUGUAAAUUUGUCCGAAUUCGAGGCCAUUUCAGAAUCGAAUAAAGCACUGGAAGACGGAAUCCAGUUUCCAGAAUCCCGAGAUAGCAAUUCAGAGAUUGUCGAAACAAGAAAUCAACACACUCCAUCCGAAACCACCUUAGUUACUGAGGAAAAAUCUGAUCUGGACGAGAAAACUUUUGUUGAAGAAUUACCCAUGUUACGUCCACGACGGGACUUGGAUAAGACAUGUGGUAUGGAAUCGGUAUUUUCGAACCCGCGGAAAACUCCCAAUAUCUCCGUAGCUCAAGUGAUUCCACUACUGUUGGUUACAAAUAAUUCCAACAAACAAGGCCCGAAAGAAACCGACGAGGAAGAUAGUGCUUCGAUCACGUGUAUCAGUGUCAGCCAGAAUCCGCUGAUUUCCAAAGCACAGUCUAAACCGGAAGGAAUGAAAAAAAGUAAGUUUGUUUUUGUGGUGGUGGGAGUGUUGGCGACGACAAAUCAUCUGAUCACUUCCCUGCUGCUCCACUUCUACCAACUGUUAGAACACGAUAAACGGGCUAAUAGCACAUAA